This is a messenger RNA of Habropoda laboriosa, 2706 nucleotides long. Its product is annotated as WD repeat-containing protein 75. The transcript has 14 exons. Gene Ontology annotation, molecular function: RNA binding; protein binding. The record is from RefSeq and is a predicted model, not a curated record. NCBI's taxonomy places the organism in Eukaryota, Metazoa, Arthropoda, Insecta, Hymenoptera, Apidae. Gene Ontology annotation, biological process: positive regulation of transcription by RNA polymerase I; positive regulation of rRNA processing. Gene Ontology annotation, cellular component: nucleolus.
AGACAGAACCAUGUGGUUAGUGUUUAGUUUGGUUAUUUCAACUUUAUCACGUGCAGUUGUCAAAAUAAAAAUUUUCUACGUUUAGUUUAUACUUUAAUGUGUAAUUGAUAUAUAGACUGUACAGUAUUGUAACUAUUUAAAAAACUAGUUGGUUGCAAAUUACAUGACAAAAUGCAGAUGAAGUUAAGUGCGCGGCGCGUAUCUAAAACUAUUGAAGUAAUAGAGGUAGAUGAUUUAGUACUCACAAGAAAAGGAGGAGGUAGUAUAAUUGAUCAACGGCCAGUUUUCUCUAAUGAUGGAGAAUUAUUAUAUAUAGUUUGGAAACAUGUUAUAAGAGCAUAUAGUACACAAACUGGAGACUUUGUAAAAGAAUUAGAAGCUGCAAGUCAUCGGAUAGCAGGAUUAAUUAUACAUCCUGAAAAUCCUAAUUUGAUUAUUGCAUGUACAGAGAAUGCAGAACUAAAUUUCUGGAGUUGUCAAAGUGGCAUUAUCACAAAAAAAUUAAAAUUAAAGUUUCAAGAAGAACCAAAAAUAAAAACUUUUCACAUUGUUAAUUACAAAACUCACAAAGGAAAUGAAUUGAGGCAGGUGCUUAUAACUUAUAUUUCCAAAUGUAAUACAAAAAUUUAUGUAGCUUUAUUUGACUUAGAUCAUGGAGUUUGCACUAAGUCUAUCUGUAUAUCGUAAGCAAAAGCACUCCUGCAUGAUAUAGAUUUACACAUAUUAAAUCCAGCAAGGAACCUUGUUGACAAAUUACACAAGACAGGUAACACAGGUAGGAUACCAACAUGCAUUGCUGGACAUCCAGAGGAAGAAUGUGUUGCUACAGGAGAUUCAACUGGUCGUGUAGUAAUAUGGAGGAGUUUGUUUCUAACAAGACCUUAUACAGCUGUUUAUCACUGGCAUACACUACCUGUCACAGAAAUAGCAUUCAGCAAAGCAGGUGGUCACAUGUAUACAGGAGGUGGAGAAUGUGUAUUAGUAAAAUGGGCUUUGGCAAAUCCACAUAAUAAAUCAUUCCUGCCUCGGUUACCUGCUCCUAUUAAACAUCUUAUUAUAGCUCCAGAUAAUUUAUAUGUAGCUGUAUCUACUUUGGAUAAUGGCAUUGUAGUUGUAAAUCCACAAAGGAAAUUAACAUCUGUAAUACAAAAUUUCACAUGGGGUGUGACUCUAUCUUCUAAAGACUUAUUUCCCGCUGGCCUUAUUGUUGAUCCACGUACAAGUUGUCUAGUUUUAAACAGCCGCAUGGGACACGUUCAAUUUUACAAUACCCAUACGAAAAGUUUAUUAUAUAAUAUAAGUAUAACAGCGCAGAAUUUUUUAACUCAAGAACGUAGUAUAGUUAUUGUGAAUACGGAAGUUACAAAGAUAGCAUUAAAUCACGAUGGUACGUGGAUGGCAACUGUUGAAGAACGAAACGAUAAUGUGUCUUGCAUAGAAGUACGGCUAAAGUUUUGGAUGUUUGACACCCAACAACAAUUGUUCAUAUUAAACACAUCGAUUGAGCUUCCUCACGAGGGUGGUGUUAAUGCUUUGCAUUUUCAACCCUGUAUGAUAUUCGACGAAGGCGGAGCAAUGGUAGUUACAACUGGCAGAGAUAAAAAGUUCAAGUUAUGGCACCUUGUAGAAUCUUCAUCUAUGUACAAGAAAACAAAACAUUGGCAAUGUCAUAGUAUAGCAGAUUAUAGAAAUCUGCCUGUUACGGAUGCUGGCUUCUCGAUAGAUGGUUCAUUAGUUGGUAUUGGUUUUGAUUCUAGCGUAACAAUGUGGACGCCCGAUACCUGUACGUUUAAAUGUAGUCUUACUCACAGUCAAUAUCAGUAUCCAGUGAAACGAAUCGAGUUUGGAAAACAAGAAGCCUGCCAUCUUGUUGUAGCAGCUUCCUCGCAACACAUUGCGGUGUGGAACAUCCUAUCUCUUACUCUAGUGUGGAGUGUGCCUUUAAAAGUAGCAACUCUCACGGCAGAUCCAAAAUCCAUAUACAUGGCCGUUUUUACAACCAAUAAUUCAUUAUAUAUAUUUACACCGCAAAAAUCGACAGUCAUCUAUUCGAGAAGAAAUGUUAUCGAAACUAAUAGUUCUAUCUUAGGAGCUGCCUUUGUACCUCAUUUACGGCAGAAACGAGAUUCUUCUUAUGGACAAUGGCAACGGAAGUCACAGCUUUUCUUUUUAGAUUCUAAUCAAGAAUUACUAACACUGGAACCAGAGUCUGAGGUAACGGUCUUCCUUGAAACUUUGUCUACAAAGGCGUCCAUGCCCAUGACUGUCUUUGGCAAUUUAAUGGCAUCCAAAACUACCACAGACAAGGAAUCGACUACUCCGUUUAUACAUGAACAACUGGGGAUAUCAGGCAAAGGAAUGGUGGAAGAACUCCUCAGUGUCUCAUCUCACACUUUGCCACCUAUGAAGAUGCUCUGUGCAUCUUUUAUUACAUCUUUACUGACUACAUCUGUAUCUAAAAGUCAAUCAACAGAUGACAAGAACGAAAGAGAUGAUCCUAUUACGAUUGAUGAGGAAUCAGGUGACGAGAGCGAGGAAGAACUAUCAGGACCAAGAAAACGCGAAAAUCCACCUAUAAUUGAAAACGACGAUACAGACGAAAAGAAAGUACAACUUGUUGACCACAAUUGGUCUUUUCUGUCGACGAUACUACCAGAUCAAGAAAACUCUGAACAUUCUGAACGUUGAUAAAUAAAAAAAUAGAUA